Messenger RNA from Trachymyrmex cornetzi, 472 nucleotides. RefSeq lists its product as uncharacterized. The record is from RefSeq and is a predicted model, not a curated record. The transcript is spliced from 3 exons. Bases 104 to 472 code for a protein of 122 amino acids. NCBI's taxonomy places the organism in Eukaryota, Metazoa, Arthropoda, Insecta, Hymenoptera, Formicidae.
ACCAUCGGAACUAUGACCAGAACGGUACAACGGAAUCAACGGAAUGUUACAUCGGUUGCAUGUGGCAGAUAUAUGUCGAUCGGGUUAUUAAAAUUAAAAUAAAAUGAGCAAUAACGAAGGACCGGCAGUAAAAUGUGGUUACUGUGGCUGGCUCAUGUUCGGGUCUUGUGCAGAGAUUCAAGCUCAUCAAUGUUUUAAAAACUAUGACGAAAAUAUUCAUGUCCUCUCUAUUGACAAGACAGGACGUGCUACAAUAAGAAUCAAGGAUACAAAUGAAAAUAUGCAUAUCGAUGUUCCACCAUCGGAGAGUAACGAAUGUACUAUAUCAGUUGACACCAAGGACGAGAUGCUAAUUGAUGCCGUAGAGCGGAGGCCAGCUCUUUGGAAUUUUAAGUUGCCACAGAAGCGUACCCCCGUUAUAAAACGACUAAAUUGUCACUUGCACCUUGAAGAAGUCUCAUUCUUUGUGUAA